UCCUCCUUCCUUCCUCCUUUCCUCCCCCUUUGCCUGGAGCAGGAGUCCUUUCCCCCCACUGUGGACCUCCUAGCUUCUCAACCUCUUCUUAGACACAGUCCCCUUGGAGAUAUAUGACCAAGUCCUCUGCUCUCCUUACCCUACCAGCCAGGCUCCUGGGAAGUGGAGAACCCAAGGCUUCCCAAGUGAACUACAACUCCCAAGGUACAUAUAGAGUGACUGUGGUGCACACUGGGAGUUGUAGUCCUUGAGCUCUCAAUUUGGCUGAGUCUGGAAAUGUUUCUAGAUAAGCAUAAAAGCCAAGACUGUGAUAGAUUGCAACAUGGGUACCCUCUCCAUCUCCCCAUUUUAUUCUUGUUAUUCCAUUCCACGUGACACCAUGUAUCUAUGAUUGACAUUGAUCUCCCCAGCUGAGACAUGCUACUCAUCCUCACCUUAGGGCUCCACCCAAGAGAUGCCCACACCCUGCCCUGCUGCCCCUAGCAGGGGUGGACUGAGGGGCCCCAUGAACUCCUUCCCUGCCCCCUGCCCUCCAGGCUGGUUCCCUCCCUUUAUGGGGAUCAAAGGGCAGGGAACAGCCCCACCCCACUCCCUCUCAGACAGCCCGCACUAGACUAGGGCUCUUAGACAUUGCAGGGACUUUGGUGCCCAAGCAUUUGCUUGGGCAGGGGAAUGCCGGGAGGUUGGCGCCUGGUGGCAAGAGAGACACUGGCCCCCACCCUGGGUGUGGAGCCUUCAGUAACUGCUCAUGGGGCUGUCCACAGCCUCCCAGGCUCUGUUUGUGUAGGCCCUGACCAGUAUGCUGCCUCUUGAGGUGGCAGCCUGAGAACAGGGUCUUGGCCCUUAUCUGUAGGGCCUAGGGGCCUGGGCCCGCCUGCCUGGCACCAAGGUGCAGGGGUGACCCUCCCCCACUCCAGGCCCACAGUUGGCAUAGGGUGCUGGGAGCAGGGGGGUAGGAGGGAGAGGAGGGCAGGACUGCCAGCAUCCUGGUGGGUAGGUGCCAACCGGGCCGGGAGCUGGUGAGGGGCAGCAGGCCAGCGGCAUUGAGCCAACAGCUGUUGGGGGGAAAGGGGAGGAGGUACUUUAGGGGGCAUUUCUGUGGACCCCCCCCCCCAGCCUAGCAGGACUUGGGAUAGUUUAGUGUCUGGAGGAUACCAGGGUGUCCCUUAUUCCAGGAAUAAGAGACCCCAGGAGUUGUUUAAGUAAAACUUUGUGGCCCACCCAUCUCGCCUCAGAGCCCUCCUCAGUUGCCCCUCAGGCCCAGGCGGGUCCCACCCAACCGGCCAGGGUGGCAGCAGCUUGCGCAAGGGGUGGGGCUAGGCGCUUCCCAGCAGAUGCCCCCUCCUAGCUCCUUCCUCUUUCGAUGCCUACAGCUCCCCCCAUCUGUCUAUCCCCCUCAGGCCAGCUCUGUCCCCCUGGUCCCCCUGGCUACUGGGGGCUGGUAUGAGUGCUGCCCCCUGGCCUGGUUGGCAGGGGCUGGCGUCCAAGCGAGGAACUGUGGAGAAGAUGGGGAGCUCUGAGGAUGACCUGAUUGGAAUUCCAUUCCCAGACCACAGCAGUGAGCUCCUGAGCUGCCUCAAUGAGCAGCGCCAGCUGGGCCACCUAUGUGACCUUACCAUCCGGACGCAGGGCCUCGAGUACCGCACCCACAGGGCUGUGCUGGCUGCCUGUAGCCACUACUUCAAGAAGCUCUUCACUGAGGGCGGUGGAGGGGCUGUCAUGGGGGCAGGGGGUGGCGGGACAGCUGCUGGAGGAGCAGUGGCUGGUGUGUGUGAGCUGGACUUUGUAGGACCAGAGGCACUGGGGGCCCUGCUUGAAUUUGCCUAUACAGCCACAUUGACCACCAGCAGCGCCAACAUGCCAGCUGUACUCCAGGCCGCCCGGCUACUGGAGAUCCCUUGUGUCAUCGCUGCCUGUAUGGAGAUUCUGCAAGGCAGUGGGCUAGAAGCUCCAAGCCCAGAUGAGGAUGACUGUGAGCGAGCCCGACAAUACCUGGAGGCUUUUGCCACAGCCACAGCCUCAGAAGUUCCCAAUGGUGAUGAUCCACCACAGGUGCCCCUCUUACCACCUCCACCUCCACCACCUCGGCCUGUGGUACGCCGCAGCCGCAAGCCCCGAAAAGGUUUUCUGCAAACCAAGGGAGCCCGAGCGAACCACCUGGUACCUGAGGUGCCUGCAGUGCCCACCCAAUCCUCGACCUACGAGGAGGAAGAGGCGGUGGGCCGAGUGGGCAGCAGUGGGGGCAGUGGGUUGGGGGACAGCUACAGCCCUCCCACAGGGACUGCCUCACCUCCUGAGCACCCGCUGGGCUAUGAGCCCUAUGAAGGUGAGGAAGAAGAAGAGGAGCUCGUAUAUCCUCCAGCCUAUGGGCUGGCACAGGGCAGUGGGCCCCCACUGUCUCCAGAGGAGCUGGGCUCAGAUGAGGAUGCCAUUGAUCCUGACCUGAUGGCCUACCUAAGUUCCCUGCAUCAGGAUGCCUUGGCACCAGGCCUGGAUGGCCAAGACAAGCUGGUGCGUAAACGCCGCUCCCAGAUGCCCCAGGAGUGCCCAGUCUGCCACAAGAUAAUCCACGGGGCUGGCAAACUGCCCCGCCACAUGAGGACCCAUACAGGCGAGAAGCCCUUUGCCUGUGAGGUCUGCGGUGUGCGAUUCACCAGGAAUGAUAAGCUGAAGAUCCACAUGCGGAAGCACACAGGAGAGCGCCCCUACUCGUGCUCACACUGCCCAGCCCGCUUCCUGCAUAGCUACGACCUCAAGAACCACAUGCACCUGCACACGGGGGACCGGCCCUAUGAGUGCCACCUGUGCCACAAGGCUUUCGCCAAGGAGGACCACCUGCAGCGUCACCUCAAGGGCCAGAACUGCCUGGAGGUCCGCACCCGGAGGCGCCGCAAGGACGAUGCGCCACCUCACUACCCACCGCCCUCCACCGCCACCCCUUCCCCUGCUGGCCUCGACCUCUCCAAUGGCCACCUGGACACCUUCCGCCUCUCUCUGGCUCGAUUCUGGGAGCCAUCAGCUCCCACAGGACCCCCGGUGUCCACCCCGGGGGCCCCUGAUGAGGAGGAGGAAGAGGGGACACCGACCACACCCCAAGCUGAAGGUGCCAUGGAGACCUCUUAAAGAGGGAUGAGUGGCCAGACUCGAGCACAAGGCCAGCAGCACAAGGCCGGGGACACCCAUGCCAAGCAAUGGGAGCACACCGGGCAGGCAGAGCUGGGGGGAGGGUGGCACUGAGUCUUGUUGGCGUCAGAAUCAGCCCCUUCUCCCCACAGCCCUCAUUCCACUUCUAAGCUGAUGUUUUGGGGCACAGGCUCCCCAGAUUGGGGUGAUCACCCGAGAAUGAUACAUAUGAUAGUAUGUAUAUAUUUACAGCUCUAUUGUAAAGGUGGGAUCCCUGUCCCCAGCUGCUCCUGGGGAGUAGAAGCAAUAAUGUAUUUCAGAUUUGUGGGGUUCCACUUCGGCUAUGCGGGUUUCUAGGGGCCUGGGGCUUGGGACCAAAGCCUUGCCCCACUCCCAUGCCCCCUGGGGUUUGGGCUGUGUAAGGGGGUGAAGGACUGCCCCACCCUUUCAAGACCCCUCCUUCCUGGUUUCUGUUCCUUUUUCCUGGCAGUGAAUUAUGCAAAGGGGGGGGGUGGCAAAGGAAGGGUAGGUAGGGGGAAGUAAGGUGAAAGCUUGAAAAUCUGGGGGACUGGGCCUGUAAGGACGGAGCCAUCCCAGUCCCCCUCCGCCCUGCUCCAGCGCUGAGUCAUGGGGUCCUGGAGAAGAAGGGGGCGGGGUGGCCUGAUUGGCUCGCCCGCCCCUGGGGGCAGCAGGAGGAGCCCCGCCCAGCUAGGGGAGCGCUCGCUCCACUCCCCUCCCUGCCCCUCCCCUCCUGCGUCCCCAGGCAGGGAAUGUCUUGUUCCCGCCGCUCCCUCCCCAGGGCCAGAGGGCAGGGCGGGCCGGGCUGCGUCUUACCCUUUUCUCCCCACCUCCUCCCCUCCCAGGUGCGAGCCGGGAGCCGCCGCCACCGCUGCCGCCCCUGACUCACGCCGCCCCCGGGCUGGCGGGCGCUGGGUGUGGGACAGGGUGAGGGGUUGGGGGAACCUUGCGGGGAGCGGGCGAGCCGGCGCCAUCUGGUGGCCAUGCCCUGCGCGGGCGAGCGCCUCCGGUGGCCGCCUGGAGCGAGCUGGCUUCACGCACCCCAACCACCCUGGCCGGUGAGCUGGCGCCCCCUUACCACGGUGGUAGGCAAGCAACUCGCUUGCCGCUGGGAAAGUGAGCUGCGGACCUGUGAGAAAGGGAUCCGUUUCUUGGGUCCUUGUCUGUCACUCUUCUAGGAUUGAAUCCACCCCAUUCUGUACAUAGCCUCUUCUGUUGGUCUUGUUGAAAUCUAGUUUCAGAUUUUUAACUACCCAAUUCUGCUGGGUGGGGAGACUCUUACCCCCAACCCCUUCCUCGCUGGGUGCUGGACCCCCAUUGCGGCCUGGGCUCUGCCUUGCACUAUUUCCCUUCCUUGGCCUGGCGGCCCCUCCUUAAAAGGGGCAGGUUCAGGGGCCCGGUGCUCUCCUUCCCUCCCAUGCGCCCCCAUGCCCAUUUGCACAGCUGCCCAGGUACCCCCAACAGUGGGGAGGGGGUCACAGGGAGAGGGUAGCGGGACCAGUCCCUGUAUCUAUUUAAAAAGUGAUGAUGUAAUAUAUUUGGGGAGGGGAGGUCGGGUGCUCUGGGCCUCAUCUUAGCAUUUCAGGUGAUGGGGGAGUCCAGGACUGGGGAGACCUGGGGCUUAGCCCCAGAGAGUGGGGACAGUGUGGCCUCCCCUCUCCCUACUGUGGCUUUCCCAGUCAGUGCCUUAGUGGGGGAGGCAUUCCCUCCUCUCCUGUUCCCUUCCUCUACCCCUGCCCCCCUCGGGUGUAAGCGACAGGACGAAAUAAUAAUAAUUUAAG
Molecule: messenger RNA, 4922 nt
Organism: Castor canadensis (American beaver)
Lineage: Eukaryota; Metazoa; Chordata; Mammalia; Rodentia; Castoridae
Source: RefSeq, a predicted model, not a curated record